Musa acuminata AAA Group (dessert banana) is the source of this 600-nucleotide messenger RNA. RefSeq lists its product as uncharacterized. The record is from RefSeq and is a predicted model, not a curated record. Bases 14 to 538 code for a protein of 174 amino acids. The transcript has a single exon. Lineage: Eukaryota; Viridiplantae; Streptophyta; Magnoliopsida; Zingiberales; Musaceae.
AUGAAAGAAUGAGAUGGUGGAUACGGAAACAAUGGAGUUGGAGGACGCAGACGCCGGUCAUACUGAGCCCACUCUCGUUGGAGAAGCCAUCGCCCGAGCUGCCACCUCCAUCAGGUCACUCGCUGCUUCUUCCGUGGCUGCCACAGAAGACGAUGAUGACGACUCUGAAGCCGAUGAAGAGAACAAGGGGUGCGUUGAGGACCCCGGGCCGAGCAACGGUGACGUACCGGAUGCCCUUUUGGGCGGCGAGGCCCAACCUUUAACUUCCUGUGGAAGCGGCGGCGGCGGCACUGGUGAUGAAGAAGAAUUGGAAAGGCAAGUGGCAAAAGACACGGUAGUGGUCGUGGGGGGUGGAGAACAGCCAGCAACAGCUGACAGCGUGCUGGUCGUGGGAGAGGAUGACAAGGCUGGAAGCGAGAAGAAAGCUUGCCCUGUGGACGGGAUAGAGAUUAAGAAGAAGAGAUGGCAAGGAGAAGAUGAAGAUGGGGAGUAUGACAGCGGUGAUGACAAGCCCAUUCUGGUUGAGGACCUCGUCUAAACUAGACGUGUCCAUUGUGAUGAGUAUGUAACGUCUUCAUAAACAUAUCUGUCCUCUCUCUA